Molecule: messenger RNA, 1503 nt
Organism: Venustampulla echinocandica
Lineage: Eukaryota; Fungi; Ascomycota; Leotiomycetes; Helotiales; Pleuroascaceae
Product: Nucleotide-diphospho-sugar transferase
Exons: 4
Coding region: 1-1503 (500 amino acids)
Source: RefSeq, a predicted model, not a curated record
AUGUCGACCAUUCAGUUUCUACUGCAAUCCAAAUGGGUAUUUUGGACCCUCUGGCUUCAUCGCUACCUCCGCUUCAUCUUCAACACCUUCAGCCACUGGCGCUACCGAACCGUGCCUAUACCGCCUAAGCCAUCCUACACGGCUAACGAUGUCACUGUUAUCAUUCCCACAAUCCACAACAACUUUGAGGAGCUGAGGGAGUCUUUACAAAGCAUCCUCGCAUGCCAACCCUCUGAGCUCCUGCUUGUUACAACUUCUGACAAGUAUGAAAGGCUGGUAGCAUUUGUCAAAUCCUUGGGGGCAUCAAACGUUCGAGUUUUCAAUGUUCCCAUUGCAAACAAGCGUAUUCAAGUGUGUGAGGCUAUUCCAAAGGUGAAAACUGCACUGAUCGUCAUGGCGGAUGACGAUGUCACGUGGCCUCGUACGAUCCUCCCCUGGCUGCUUGCACCCUUCGAAGAUGGUAGGGUGGGUGGUGCUGGACCAUGCCAAAGAGUAAAGCGAAUCAAAUCCGGCACAGUGAUGGAAUUCGUCUUCAAUUGGCUCGGUGCCGCUUAUAUCGAGAGGCGAAACUUUGAGAUCUCAGCUACCCACGGCAUUGACGGUGGCACUUCGUGCAUGUCGGGGCGUACAUGCGCCUUCCGAUCUGAAAUCCUGCAGAGUCCGCUCUUUUUGGACGGUUUCAAGACGGAGAGAUGGGGCAAAUUUCAGCUGAAUGCUGACGAUGACAACUUUGUAACCCGAUGGCUGGUCUCGAAUCAAUGGAAGACCUGGAUUCAGUACAACAAGGAAUGCGAAAUCGAGACAACCCUUGAGAACAAUAUCAAAUUCCUAUAUCAAUGUUCUCGAUGGGCGCGCAGCAAUUGGAGAAGCAAUUAUACUAGCCUUGUCACCGAGAGACAUGUGUGGACGCAACAACCUUGGUCAACCUAUGCUUUGCAUAUUGCCACAUUCACGUCCUUGUCUUUCGCUUUCGACCCUCUGAUAAUAUUCUUGACUUUCAAAGUUACAUCGGGCUUAUCCGCGGACCUCCAGUUCUACGCAGUUCUUGCUCAACUUGUUUGGAUGUGUAUCACCAAAGUUGUUAAGCUGAUCGGACUGUUCGCGCGUGAGCCUUCGGAUCUACUAUUUUUGCCUAUUUCCGUAAUCUUCGGAUAUUUCCACGGCUUCAUCAAACUUUACGCUCUUGCCACCCUUCGCCAAACCUCUUGGGGUAGCCGUGCAGACGGUGAUGCCAACGAUAGCCACCGUAUGAGCCCAAGGGCAAGGAGAAGUGAGAGUAUCACCUUGCCACCGGGUAACCACCCUGGUCUAAUCCGAUACAAUGACGACAAGUCGUUUACCUCUGAAAAGCCAGUCGAUGUGGAUAUUGCCGCAGAUGACGAAAGUGCAGCAGAUGGCGAAUGCGACUGUGUUUGUAAUGACUGUUACGAUCCUAACGACUCUAGUGAUGAUGAUUCAACUUCGACUAAUAGCUCGAUAGCGAUAGAGGCUCAUGGACGCUAG